UUGAUUGUGAGAAAAGAUUGUUUUGGGGCUUGAUGGCCAAUAUUCUGAAAGUCAAGGGGCUUAAAAGAGUAGAAUUUGGAUAAGGAUGGCUUAUUUCUUUUCUCCCUUUUCCUCUUUCUUCUCCAGCCCGUUUCUGCUCUUGUCUUCCCGCUGCAGCCCGAAAGGAAAAAAAAAAGGGGAACCCAGCCAUGCUUAAGAAAUUAGUGAGAAAGCUUGGAGAUUUCUCCUUCUUUCUUGUUCUAGAACCCACCUAGAACCCAGAAAUCUUCCCUACCCUGCUGGAAAAGCCGGAUCUGCUAUGCUCUUCUGCCCUUGUCCGCCGGCUGCUCUUGUUGUGGGUGCAAAUUCUGGGCAUUUUUCGGUAAGAACAGCCAUUAAAUUCCUUUGUUCUUGCUUGAAUUGGCUUGGGUUUAUGUUAAUUGCUCUUGGUUCCUUCAAUUUUGGGUAGCCCGUGAGUUUCUCCCCUGCACUCCCGCCGGCCUUCCCCAAUCUGCUAGCUCCGGUUCCUUGCUUGUAAAUUUUGAAAAAUGGGGGAAAUUCCAGUAGCUUUAGGACCAUGAUUAAGCACUAAUUCAAGUGGGAUUUAUGUGAUUGAGUGUUAAUUGCUUGUUGUGAUUUUUUGGAGAGAAAACCCCGUGAGAUUAGCUAGUGGUUGGCCAUUGUUUGGAAGUUGGAGUUACUGUUCACGUCGGGGUACUGUUCAUGGACACUGUUCACACCCCGAGGGCCAACAAUUAACGGGGAUUUAAAUGAUUAGUUUGUGAUAUGAGAACGAAUUUGGAGAUAUUUGAUCAUGUGGAGAUUUAUGAAAAUCGCAUUGUGAUUAGGAAUGAUCCUAAUGAAGUGUUCAGUGUGAAUUUGUGAUAGUGGUAUUAAUUCUUGAAAUAUCUUGAUUAGGUUCUUGAUCGUCCUGUCAGUUUAGUACGUGAAUUGAGUGCUCGGUUUUAUGCAAGUGAGGAAGUGAAACCGAGGACGGGGAAACCACGAGAAGUGACGAGUUAGAAGGCUAGCCACUUUGUAAAUUGAACAUAGAUUUAGAAAUGAAUCAUGAUCUUGUAUUUGGAGAUUUUAUGAUAUCAGAGAGAAUUUUAUAAGAUUUGAUCUUCAGAUUUUGAUGGUAUCAGAGUGUGAAUAUGAUAAGUUUCGAGCCUUGUGCAUUUGUGGGACCCAUCUCACGAGUGCACGGCGUCUGUCGCGUCUUGAAAUUGGGUUUUGGGGCGUGACAAGCAUGCUGGAGCCGCCCUGUGCUCCCCACUCCAAUGAUCCUUCCGAGUCUGUCGGCUUUUGGGUCCCUUUCUGGUGACCCUUUUGGUUUUCCUGUUUUUUCUUGUUGUUUUGUUUUACUUUAUGUUCUUGUAUAGUUUAUGUUUUUCAGAUCUGGCGACCCUCGACUCUAUCCUGCAGAUCUUGGGAGGUGCUCGCUGAUUUUCCAGAUUUGGCCACUGCCAGACUGGAGCUUUGCCACGGCAUCCUGGAGAUUUCGUGCCAUCCUCUCCGGAGUAUAUUGAAGGGUGUCCCAUGGCUGGAUCGGUCAACCUCAGGUUGCUUGAGUGACUUCACCUCCUUUCCUCCCAUGCAUCGGGCCUACUCUGCUUUGCUUCUCCAGUUUGUUCUUUUCUUUGUCUGUUACCUUUAUUCUUUUGGAUAAGGUCUGAAUGUAGAUGCCGUAUGGCAGUUUCCCUAAUG
This is a messenger RNA of Rubroshorea leprosula, 1686 nucleotides long. Lineage: Eukaryota; Viridiplantae; Streptophyta; Magnoliopsida; Malvales; Dipterocarpaceae. The record is from the annotation of a GenBank genome assembly.